AUGCGGCCUACUACGUUAUCACGAGCAGCUCGGCUGAAUUGCCUCAAGCCUCGCUCCCUUGCUGGCACGCCUCGACGAUGCUUGACCAUGUUGAGUCCUCCUAAAUUUGAGAACGAAAAGAUGCUCAACUAUGCAAAAGGUUCCCCAGAAAGGGCCGAGUUGACCCAGGCCAUUCAAAAGCUCAAGGGUCAAUUCCCUGUUACAAUCCCCAUCACGAUCAAUGGAGCAGAGAUUGAGACAAAAGAGUCUCGCUCCCAGCUUAACCCUUCAAAGCACCGCGAGAUUGUCGCAAAUUAUGCCGCCGCCUCCCCAGAGCAGGUGAAUGCCUCCAUCGAUGCUGCCCUCGGCGCCAAAGCCGCCUGGGAGGCAACACCCUUUGAGGACCGAGCUGCCAUCUUCCUCCGCGCCUCCGAGUUGAUCACUGGUAAAUACCGCUCUGACAUUGUUGCUGCCACAAUGCUGGGACAGGGAAAGAACAUCUGGCAAGCAGAGAUCGAUGCUCCUGCCGAGACAGCGGACUUCUUCCGUCAUUAUAUCCAAGAGGCUUGGGCCUUGUACUCCCAGCAACCUCGGGUGCACCUCGAUGGUAACUGGAAUAAGAUGGAGUACCGUCCACUUGAGGGCUUCACGUAUGCAAUUGCGCCUUUUAACUUUACCGCCCUUGGUGCUACCCUUGUUGGGCCUGCCGCAUUACUUGGUAAUGUGGUGAUCUGGAAGCCAUCAGACUCAGCUCUUCAUGCCAGCUGGCUGCUGUACCAGAUUCUGCUUGAAGCUGGUCUCCCUAAGGACGUUAUUCAGUUCUUGCCUGGAGAUGCCGAGCAAGUGACCAACACCGUUCUGAAGAGACCUGAAUUUGGAGCCUUGACAUUCAUCGGCGCCACCUCUACUUUCAAGGGAAUUCAAAAGAAAAUUGGAGACGGAAUCGGCGCUGGAAUUUACAACUCCUACCCUCGAGUGGUCGGUGAGACAGGAGGCAAGAAUUGGGGUAUUGUCCACCCAUCCGCGGAUGUUAGAAGUGCAGCCCUCAACACAAUUCGGGCAGCCUUUGAAUACCAGGGCCAGAAGUGCUCUGCCAACUCUCGUGUCUACGUUGCCGAAUCUGUUUGGCCUGAGUUCAAGAAGGUUCUGGCCGAGGAAACCGCCGCGCUGAAGGUUGGUGAUGUUGAAGACUACGCCAACUUCGUCAACCCUGUGAUUCACGAGCGCUCAUUCGACAAGCUCAACAAAUUUAUCGAGGGAGCCAAAACCGAUGCUGAACUCGAGCUUGUUGUUGGCGGCAAGGCCUCCAAGGAAGAAGGUUACUAUGUGCACCCCACUGUUUACCGGACGACUAACCCUGGCCACGACAUCAUGUCUGAGGAGCUGUUCGGACCCAUUCUGGGAAUCUAUGUCUACCCCGAUGCUGAGUGGGAACAGACUCUGAAACUACUUGACUCAACCUCCCGCUAUGCUUUGACUGGUAGUAUCUUUGCCAAGGACCCGUAUGUCAGUCGCCAGGCGCAGACUGUGCUGAAGCACGCAGCUGGUAUGCUAUAUCUGAACACAAAGUGUACCGGCUCCACUGUGGCCCAACAGCCUUUUGGUGGUAGCCGUGACUCUGGCACGAAUGACAAGACUGGUACCAUGGCGCAUUUGCAGCGAUUUGUCAGUGCGCGAACCAUCAAGGAAGAGUUUGUCCCAUUGGAGAAGGUCACAUACCCUUCCAAUGAGGUCUAA
Messenger RNA from Penicillium brevicompactum, 1716 nucleotides. Its product is annotated as L-glutamate gamma-semialdehyde dehydrogenase. The transcript is spliced from 3 exons. Gene Ontology annotation, cellular component: mitochondrial matrix. Lineage: Eukaryota; Fungi; Ascomycota; Eurotiomycetes; Eurotiales; Aspergillaceae. The coding region runs from base 1 to 1716 and encodes 571 amino acids. The record is from RefSeq and is a predicted model, not a curated record. Gene Ontology annotation, molecular function: L-glutamate gamma-semialdehyde dehydrogenase (NAD+) activity.